Iphiclides podalirius (scarce swallowtail) is the source of this 765-nucleotide messenger RNA. Lineage: Eukaryota; Metazoa; Arthropoda; Insecta; Lepidoptera; Papilionidae. The record is from the annotation of a GenBank genome assembly.
AUGAAUAUAACAUUGAUUGACUCGUGCAUUAAGACAAGCGAGAUGUCAAAGCGAACGGUUGUUAACGAGGUUUACAAAGGCCUGGUGGAGUCGAUGAGCAUCCCAGUGGAACUUCACGAGAGGGACGGCAGAAAGUUUGCCCGUUUCGGGUCAGUGGUGGCGAUCCAUUGCUGCACCCCGGAAGAGGUUAAAGAGCGUUCCUUGAACACUCAUCACUACUGCGAUGUCUUCACAGAGCAGCUUCUGGCGCCUCUGGGAGAGCUUGCAUAUGUUCGACUCGACGAAAGCACCGCCGAAAAGGUAUUCUUGAACCGUAGCAAGCGAAUCCUAAUGGUUUCCAGCGACGGGCAGCUUGCGCAGUGGAGGUGCGCACCCACAUUCGAGUCGGCGAACCAUUAUAUCGCUGGUACGCCGAUUGUUAACAAAGACGGAGCGCUUGUUUCGAUAGUGACGGCUAGGAGAGGAAAUCACUACGCCGUUUCCGCUUUUGAAGGCGAAGGCGGGUACUUUGAAACACCGUUGCCCUGGGAAAAAGUUCACCCGAUGGAAGGCGAACUAGUCUACGGCGAUCAAACCUUCUCAUCGCGGGAGGCGUUGCAUAGCUACAUUGCGUCCUUACCGCCACCCGAGGUGUCAGCUGAACUGCCAGUACGACCAGUUUUAUUGACAGGAGUCACGCCGCGUUUGACCUUGAUCACUCAUAACGGACGUCAAAUCGCUCAUUAUUAUCUAAAUGGAGUUCACGCUUCGGAUGUGCAAUACCUU